Molecule: messenger RNA, 2718 nt
Organism: Anopheles maculipalpis
Lineage: Eukaryota; Metazoa; Arthropoda; Insecta; Diptera; Culicidae
Exons: 2
Coding region: 1-2718 (905 amino acids)
Biological process (GO): intracellular protein transport; vacuolar transport
Cellular component (GO): cytoplasm
Source: RefSeq, a predicted model, not a curated record
AUGGAAAACAAGAUUGUUUUCCUACUCUUCCUAGGGGCACUGAUAUGCGCCUCAUGGGGGGAAGCUUUACCCGAUGAAAGCUUCCUUAUUACAUCGGUGAACAAGCAAAACUUGUUGAAGGCAUUAUUGCAGCAAGAAUCAACGACUUCCGAUAUUGGCCGACGAGGAUCGGGUCAAAAGGAUGAAAAUGGAUACCAUUACGAUCGCCCAGACGAUCCACUGUGUCUGGUAAGCGAUGGCCCACACUGUCAGAAUAAGAAACCCGACAAUGGUUACCUGCCACCUUGCACACCUGGGGCUACGGGACCGAACUGUCAGCCCACGGCACCUGUCUGUCCUCAGGGUGGAGUACCGCCGCACUGUUGCACAAAUGGAGGAAAUGGACCGAACUGUGUUCUGCCGGAUGUGCCACCUCUGCCGCCGAUAAUUGUACAUCCGGGCCAUACUGGAGCACCUAUUGUUCAGGUGCAAACGUUCGUAUACGGGGCCUGUACGAAUGGAGGAGCUGGACCUUACUGCUGUACAAAUGGAGCGAAUACACCCGACUGUGUCCUGAGCGCACCACCGAUUGUGAUCCCGGCUCCACCACAGCCACCACCAACUAGACCUCCGCCGCCACCGCCAACGAGGCCACCGCCGCCACCCCCAACUACUACUCGACCUCGUCCUCCGCCGACAACGAGGCCACCACCUCCGCCCACUACAACUAGGCCACGACCACCGCCAACUACUCGACCUCCUCCACCGCCUACCACUACGCGUCCGAGACCGCCACCAACUACCACUAGGCCGCGUCCUCCGCCAACUACCACUCGUCCAAAGCCACCGCCUACGACGACAAGGCCGCGACCUCCGCCUACGACGACAAGGCCGCGACCUCCGCCAACAACAACUCGUCCCAGACCUCCGCCAACGACGACGCGUCCUAAGCCACCACCAACGACGACAAGGCCCCGACCUCCGCCAACGACGACGCGUCCUAAGCCUCCGCCAACGACGACACGUCCGAGACCUCCGCCAACCACGACGCGUCCUAGACCUCCGCCAACAACUACAAGGCCCCGACCUCCGCCAACUACAACACGUCCUAAGCCACCACCAACGACAACUCGUCCGAGACCUCCGCCAACUACGACACGUCCUAAGCCACCGCCAACGACGACAAGGCCGAGACCUCCGCCAACGACGACGCGUCCUAAGCCACCGCCAACGACGACACGUCCGAGACCUCCGCCAACGACGACGCGCCCUAAGCCACCGCCAACGACGACACGUCCAAGACCUCCGCCAACGACGACCCGUCCGAGACCUCCGCCAACGACGACCCGUCCGAGACCUCCGCCAACCACUACGCGUCCUAAGCCACCACCAACGACGACCCGUCCGAGACCUCCGCCAACCACGACGCGCCCUAAGCCGCCUCCGACAACAACUCGUCCGAGACCUCCACCAACAACUACAAGGCCACGACCUCCGCCAACGACUACCCGCCCAAGGCCACCACCAACUACCACUAGACCUAAGCCACCACCAACUACUACGAGACCUCGCCCUCCGCCAACUACAACCCGCCCAAGACCUCCGCCAACAACUACUCGUCCAAAGCCGCCACCAACUACUACACGCCCUAGACCUCCGCCAACUACCACACGUCCUAAGCCACCACCGACGACAACAAGGCCACGUCCACCACCAACAACCAGACCACCACCGCCACCGCAACCAACGACCCCGUAUCCGAUUAUUCCCGUGACGCAACCGCCAGUUGUGUUUUUGGGGUGUCCGAAUGGAGGUGUCGGCCCGUACUGCUGCACGAACGGAGGAGUUGGACCAAGCUGUGACGUACCACAGACUCCAGUAUACCAAACGUGCGAUAACGGAGCUCAGCCACCGUUCUGCUGCAAGAAUGGAGGCGUUGGACCGUACUGUGUUGAGAUUCAGCAAGCGAUCGAGGUUCGUCCACCGACGACAAUCAUCUACACGGAUCCUGUUUACCAGCCAAUUAGUACGGUCGUAGUGCCUCAGGGAAAUCGUCCAGGACAGGCUCCUUUGCCACCACAACCUCAGAUACAGUACCAACCGCAGCAACAGCAGUAUCAGCCACAGCAGCAGUAUCAGCCUCAGAUACAGAACCAGCCUCAGCAGCCGCAGUACCAGCCUCAGCAGCAGCAGUACCAACCUCAGCCGCAGUACCAGCCACAGCAGCAGUUCCAGCAACAGCCGCAAUAUCAAACACAGCGACCCACAAACGCUCCCAGCUACGGUUAUCGACCACAGGCAGUGACCAUAGUGCCCAGCUCAACAGCAGCACCGUUUUUCAUUGGAUCUCGCACACAGGGAGAUAACGCCGGAGGACAAUCCUCGGCUAACGGAUUUGUUCAAGCAAUUACACCCCGUCCACAACCGGCCGCCGCCCAACCGACAAAGACUGCUUCUCCACCAAGAAAUCAGAACACUCAGCCGAGACAGCAGCCUCAGCAAACACCGCGACCGGCCGCUCCAGUCACACCAAGACCGCAAGUUACUCCAGCACCCGCCAGACAGCAACAACCGGCCCGACCACAGCGACAGAAUGCCGGCAAUGGUGGCCUCAAUGGCGAUUUUUCCGGCAAGACGCCGGUUCGACCGGCAUCCGUUGCGGGAGCAGAAAAAUGCGAAGGAUCUAACUGUGAGCACGGUUUCUACUACAAACUCGGCGAUCAGGCAGUCAUAUUUUAG